This is a messenger RNA of Oppiella nova, 1560 nucleotides long. NCBI's taxonomy places the organism in Eukaryota, Metazoa, Arthropoda, Arachnida, Sarcoptiformes, Oppiidae. The record is from the annotation of a GenBank genome assembly.
AUGUGUCCCAUUGAACUGAUCCCACGGUCACCGCUCAAGACAUUCGUCUUGUCGAUUGAAUUAAUGCUCGUUUACUGUGUAUUGAAAGGCAAUCAAUUGAAAGAGUAUUCAGUGGUCUCUUCAGACGUGUCGACCAUCCGUUCAAUGGCUGACCCCCAGAGUCAGGCUUUUUGUCUUCGGAAGGCUAACCAUAUCUCAGAUAUGAUCGAGUCUUUCGACCGGAUGUUCAAAGACGAGUCGAUGACUGACUGCGCCCUCAUGUGCGCUGAAGGACACGCUCUCAAAGCCCAUCGGAUGAUACUGUCGGCCAGCAGUCCCUUCUUCAGGACAGUGUUCGACCAGAUGUCCAAUCAGUGGCCAAACUAUCCCAUGGUUUACCUCAAAGACAUGCCGAUGGCUGACCUCAGAGCCAUCAUUGAGUUCAUAUACACCGGCGAAGUGACGGUAGCGCAGGAACAGCUCGAGUCCGUCAUCCGGUCGGGCGAAGCCUUGAGAAUCAAAGGCCUCGUCGACAUCGAUCACCACCGGAGGGACAACGCGGCCAACACUGCGACCACUAUCUCGAGGCGACGGCGCCGUCGACGACACCGACGCAAGUCUGAGCCAAACGAGACCACGAAUCACAAGACAGACAAUGAGACCAAUGAUAACGACGGCAAAGACGCGCACCCGUCGGAUGACGAAGACAUGACUGAGUACUCGGAUGACGGCGAGAGCGGCGAGUCAUUGGUGUGCACUCCCACUGACUUGAGUGGUUCGCGCGCUUACAACGAGAGUGUGGGCGCCUCCGAGGAUGGCAUCGAACCCUCGCGACUACUCGAGCAGUCGAUGAUCACCGGAGAUACUCAGGAAAGUAAUAGUAUUAACCAAUACUCCUCUUCAUCCACACCUCAUCUCAUGUCUAAUGUCGACGGAGAAGACAUGAAAACUAUGAUAUAUGACGAACCGAUUGGUUUGAUAUCGCAAAUCACAAAUGAAAACUCCGAUUCACACCUCAAUCACACCACAAAUGAUAGUCAAGAUGUCGACACUUAUGAGCCGCAGAUGCGGUUCAUCGACCCGUGCGGUGAUGACGCUCAGGGUAUUCCAUCCAUUGCGGGCACAAGUCGUUCACAAAACUCACUCAAAUCUAGCGAAAAACGCAGAUCAAAGUCGUCGAAGAAGGGAUUACACUCUCGACUGGGGUCUCAAUCGGUGUUUCAUAUGCGUCAGCAGCGGUUCCACUGCCAUAUCUGUCAUCAGGGGUUCACUGCUAAACGCAAUUUGCAGAGACACUAUCAGAUCCAUAACUAUUACCGAAAUAAGUUUGAGUGUGAGUUAUGUCACCGACAGUUCUCGUGGAAACACACUCUCAACAUUCACAGAGAAAAGGCACAUAAUAUUAAACCUUAGCGCCAAAUACACACAUACUAUUCAUCUAUUCAUUACAUUUAUUAUUAUUAAGCUUAUAAACAUUGUAUUCAUUCAUUCAUUUCCACACAUUAUCCGUACAAUUCAUUAAUUCGUUCAUCUAUUUCAUGACAAACUCAUUGUUUUCAAUUCGCUUUCAUUCAUAACUCA